This is a messenger RNA of Alligator mississippiensis (American alligator), 2178 nucleotides long. RefSeq names its product gypsy retrotransposon integrase 1 (gene GIN1). The record is from RefSeq and is a predicted model, not a curated record. Gene Ontology annotation, biological process: DNA integration. NCBI's taxonomy places the organism in Eukaryota, Metazoa, Chordata, Crocodylia, Alligatoridae. The coding region runs from base 323 to 1924 and encodes 533 amino acids. Gene Ontology annotation, molecular function: nucleic acid binding. The transcript is spliced from 9 exons.
UAAGGGCAAAAAAAAAGAAAGAAAAAAUUACACACAAGUCUCCGCUGCGCGAGACAAAGUAUCGCGAUACCUCCGCUAGGCCAGGGGGAUGGUGUGAAGGCACAUCUGUGAUGAGGCAGCAUCUGAAUAAAAAUUGGCCUGAGCAGAGCAAACUGCAUCUUAGCUAAAACCUGGAUUCUCCAACUUCUUUAAAACUCCAGCUUCUUUAUAAACCACAGAGAUUGGGUGGUCCAACUGGACAAACGAAGCUAGGGCACAAGAAACAACCAGAGGGCAGUGUUUCAGAGAGGGGACUUGGACCAUGUUCAUGAAGAGAUAAAAAAUGGUCCGUAGUGGGAAGAAUGGUGGUCUCCAUCUGAAACAGAUUUCACAUUACAAACGAACAGGAGAGUAUCAUCCAACAACACUAUCGAGUGAAAGAAGUGGAAUAAGAAGAGCAGCCAAAAAAUUUGUUUUCAAAGAAAAUAAGUUAUUCUAUGUAGGAAAAGACAGAAAACAAAUGCGCUUGGUAAUUUUUUCAGAUGAGGAGAAGAAGAAAGUGCUAGAAAAAUAUCAUGCAAAUACUGCAGGCACUCAUCAUGGUAUAUCAAGGACUCUGACCUUAGUGGAAUCUAGUUACUACUGGACUUCUGUAACAAAUGAUGUCAAACAGUGGGUGUAUGCUUGUCAGCUUUGCCAGGUGGCAAAGAACACAGCUGUUACAUCACCCAUAUUGCACCCUAUCAAAGCAGAGGAGCCAUGGACAGCAGUUACUAUAGACCUAAUGGGACCUUUUGAUGCCACCAGCAGAAGCCAUGUGUAUGUCAUAAUCAUAACAGACUUGUUCACAAAAUGGCUUGUGGUUCUUCCACUGGCUGACAUCUCAGCAGCUGAAAUUGCUAAGGCAGUUGUCAGUGUGUUUUUCUUGUAUGGGCCACCUCAAAAAAUGGCUAUUGAUCAAGGAGAAGAGCUUGUUGAUCAGAUAAACAAAGAACUAUUUGCGCUCUUUGGAAUGAAACAAAUAGUAAUGUCGUACCCUCGGAUGGAGGACACAAAUGAAAGAACAUGCAAGAAAAUCAAAACCUUUCUUAACAAAUACUGCAUGGACCAUCCAAAUGACUGGGAUGAUCAUUUAUCUGCUAUUGCCUAUGCUUUUAACUUGACACAUUUGGAGCUAGCCCCAAACACGCCUUAUUUCCAGAUGUUUAAUCGGAAACCAUAUAUAUCAGAGAUUUCAAACAUACCACAGGAAGUUGAAGAGGAUAAUAAAUGUAUGUUUGCCAAAAUACUUGAAGCAGUUAAACAAACUAAUCAAAUAUUGGAGGAAAGGAAAGCUACAGAUUGCCAGACAGUGAAAAAUGCUCAGGAUGAACAGCAAAUGGGAAAUAAGUUCAUUAUUAAAAGGAAGCCAAAGCAAUUAAAUCCACUUCACCUCAAAGUUGGACAUGAAGUACUUAGACAAAAGAAGAACUGGUGGAAAGAUGGCCGUUUUCAAUCAGAGUGGGUUGGUCCCUGCAUUAUAGAUUAUAUCACAGAUAAUGGGUGUGCAAUACUACGUGAUAACACAGGGUCCAGGUUGAAAAGACCCAUCAAAAUGUCUCACCUUAAGCCAUAUAAAAGAGGAUCCAGUGAUCAAGAUGAGCAUUACUUUCUACAAGGUGCAAUAGUGGUUGACCAUGACUAUGUUGGCUUAUCUGAAAGAUCCUGUGGGCUGGUCUGCCAAGAUGCCAUCACCGAAGGGGAAGGAAACACCUUUACAACAAAUGAUGAGUUGCCUACACCUGACAAAGCCCUUGAACUGUCAACAUGUAAAAGUCCGCAAAAGUCACAAAAAAGUGAUCUUCCUGUAUUUAUGGAAGAUCACAACAUUCCACCAGCUAAUGUAAACUCAGAGCAGUGGCCUCCCACCUGUUGGACUCUUCAGACCAAAAUAGAGAAUACCUAAGUAAAUAAAACUCCAUGUUAUUCUUCUGUGGCAGAAAUGGUUCUAUGCUUCGGUGGUAGGCUGAAAAAACUUUGGAAGUUCUUCAUCCUUUGACUAAAUUAUAACUGUUAAAUACUUUCACUUAUUUACUACUGUAUGUGCUUUGGAAUAUUGUAGGACUAUGGGGUUUCAUUUUGUAUAUGAACUAAUGUGCCUUUGUUGUUCCACAAAGAACAUAGGGAGAGCACAGUAAAAGCACAUUUCAUCAGAUUCAA